CAUCAAAAAAAGCUCGUUUAUUCGUUUCUCAUCUCUCAUAUAAAAAUUAAGCCACAUCCCAUCAAAAAAAAGUAAGGCCUCAUUUUCCUUCUGACUCGAGAGUACUACUCCUCUGCACAACUUUGAGCUAGCAGAGGAACAUUCGGAGAUGGAUGCCAUAGCCCUACAAGCCAAUGCCUCCCAGUCCCUUAUGCUAUCGCUCGCAGAACCAGUUCAGAUAAUCUUCUUGUCAGUAGCCGGGGCUCUGCCUGACGAGUUCGAUCUGAUCUGGUGGAGGCUGAGAGAGAAGGUACUCCUGCCGGUGAUGAAGGUUGCGGUCAUCUUGUGCUUGAUCAUGUCAGUGAUGCUGCUCGUUGAGAAGCUGACUAUGGGGCUUGUGAGUCUUUACGUUAAGGUGUUCGGUAGGAAACCAGAAAAAGUCUACAAAUGGGAGCCCAUUAAGGAGGAUGUGGAGCUGGGAACUCUAGCUUAUCCCAUGGUUCUCAUCCAGGUUCCAAUGUUUAAUGAGAAAGAGGUCUAUAAACAUUCUAUUGGAGCUGUAUGCAGUCUUGUGUGGCCAUCCGAUCGACUGAUUGUGCAAGUGCUCGAUGAUUCAACUGACUUAAGCACAAGGGACAUGGUACAGGCGGAGUGUGAAAGAUGGCUCAGGAAGGGAAUAAACAUACAUUAUAUCUCAAGAGAUAAUAGAAAUGGGUACAAGGCAGGAGCUAUGAAGGAAGCAAUGGAAAUUGACUAUGUUCAGAGAUGCGACUAUGUUUCUGUUUUUGACGCUGAUUUUCAACCAGCACCAGAUUUUCUUAUGCGAACUGUUCCUUUCCUCAUGCAUAAUCCCGAAAUUGCGCUUGUCCAAGCUCGAUGGAAAUUUGUAAAUGCUGAUGAAUGCCUAAUGACAAGGAUUCAGGAGAUGUCAUUAAACUACCACUUCAAGAUUGAACAGGAAUCUGGUUCAUCUACCUAUGCAUUCUUUGGUUUUAAUGGGACCGCUGGAGUUUGGAGAAUAUCGGCUAUUAACGAAGCUGAAGGGUGGAAGGAAAGAACGACUGUGGAGGACAUGGAUUUAGCUGUUAGAGUUAGCCUUAACGGCUGGAAAUUUGUAUAUGUUGGCGACGUCAAGGUUAAAAGUGAAUUGCCUAGUACUUUCAAGGCUUACCGUUUUCAACAGCAUCGAUGGUCUUGCGGACCUGCAAAUUUAUUUAGGAAAAUGGUGCUGGAGAUUAUAAAGGCCAAGAAAGUGCCCCUGAACAAGAAAUUCUUUUUGAUAUACAACUUUUUCAUUGCUCGGAGGAUUACAUCACAUAUCGUGACCUUCUCCUUCUACUGUGUGGUUAUCCCACUCUCUGUAUUUUUCCCUGAAAUCUACAUCCCUAGGUGGGGGGUCGUAUAUAUUCCAACAAUUAUUACACUGCUUAAUUCAGUCGGAACUCCAAGCUCCAUUCAUCUAACUGUCUUUUGGAUCUUGUUCGAGAAUGUCAUGUCUUGGCACCGAUGCAAAGCUGUCUAUGUUGGGCUUACGGAAGCAGAAAGGGUAAACGAAUGGAUUGUAACAGAGAAACUAGGAGACAUGCUGAAAAAUAAACCACUUGCUGAUGUUGUUGAAAAGUUUAGGACCAAAUUCUGGAAAAGGUUCCAUUUCACGGAGAUUAUGGUCGGAGUCUUCCUUCUAAUAUGCGCAUCAUAUGACUUUGCCUUCGGAGCAGAUCACUACUUCAUAUACAUCUAUCCUUUAGCCAUCUCAUUCUUUGUGAUGGGUUUCGGCUAUGUCGGCACCUUUAUCCCUGGCAGCAAGUAAGCAAGCUCCCAAAUGGAAUCCGACGCUUCUCCAUCGCUCUGCUUGUAUGCACGUACGCCGGGAACAUUAAUUAGUUACCAUUAAUGCAUUUGUGGACAUGUAAUAUAUGAGGAUGAAUGAUUUGUGUAGUAGAGAAGGAGGGAAAAGAUGAGCCAAAUAUUUUACCCAAAAGGAACAAGGGUUGAAUGUACGCAUAGCUAUAUAUGUAUGUUUGCUCUCCCUGGCCUAGUUAAACAAAGCCAAUAAAUUAAAGGUGGUAUAAAUUCUGAU
Asparagus officinalis (garden asparagus) is the source of this 2059-nucleotide messenger RNA. Its product is annotated as probable mannan synthase 11. NCBI's taxonomy places the organism in Eukaryota, Viridiplantae, Streptophyta, Magnoliopsida, Asparagales, Asparagaceae. The transcript has 10 exons. The coding region runs from base 149 to 1789 and encodes 546 amino acids. Gene Ontology annotation, molecular function: mannan synthase activity. The record is from RefSeq and is a predicted model, not a curated record. Gene Ontology annotation, cellular component: Golgi apparatus.